AUGCGGUCAAGCAUCGCCUGCGCGCGCUGCCGCCGAAGUAAAAUCAAGUGCGUUAACUCCGGGAUCGACACUACCUGUCGCGCCUGCGAGUCUUCCGGUCGAGAAUGUGUUUAUCCGACGCCUGCUAUCGGCGUCGGCGGUGCCAAACGAGAUCUUGCCGCCCUCGCCGAUGGCGAGGACCGCAAUGGCGAUUGGGACAGCCCCAAGCGCCAGCGCUCCCGCAAGGCCGUCGGGCCCUCGUCCGCGGCCAAGGAUGCUUCCAGGGCCUCUCUCGAUGCCCUGGACUCGUCCAUCUUGACCCUCAAGGUCUGGGAGGCUGUCCUCGAUCUUUUCCAGUCGCACUAUGCGACUCUUCUCCCCUUCCUCCAUCCCGCGUCUUUCAUGAGCCAGAUUAGGCAGCUUUCUGGGAGCCAGUCUUCACCAUCGGCGCCUACAAAUGCAUCCAUCUCUAAUCCCCAAGACCCUCCUCGAGAUCAGGCGCCGAAGCCGUCGGCGCCUCCUGACCCGCUGAUCCCUCUCGGCGUUCUCGCUCUUACUGCCCGUUUCCACCCUCAACUCGUCGCCUACCAUUCACCCGCCUCACCAGGGCACCCAACAAAUCCGCUCGCUGCUUCGGAGUUCUAUGCGACGGCGCUGCGCAGCCGACUAGCCGGCGUAGAUGGUGCCAGUCUCGCCGUGCCCGACCUUACCCGGGUCCAGGCGCUGCUCAUGCUCGCCUUGCAUGAAUGGGGCAUGUGCCGCGGCAAAAGUGCCUGGCUGUAUGUUGGAAUGGCCAUUCGCCUGUCCCAAGCCAUGGGGCUGCCGUUUGAGCUGGAAAACGACGUGGUCUCUCGUGACGUACCGCGCUCGCCAGCCCUGAAAAUGGAAGCCGAUAUGUUCGGCCUGCCGCGCCGCCCCGAACAAAAGGAGCAGACAUCAGACGAGGUGAUCUCGCAAGAGACGAAGCGUCGUACUUUCUGGGCGUGUUUCAUCCUUGACCGCUCUCUGAGCAGCGGUAAGUACCGGCCGCGAAUGAUUCGGGUCAAGGAGCUGGGCAUUCAGCUGCCUAGUGACAAUGCCUUUGCGUUUGGAGAGCGAGUGCGGACAUCACGCUUGAGCGACCCGGUCGGCCGACGUCCUCAAAGCUUCAGCUCCCAAGGCGUCCAGAUUCCCGGUAUCCGUCAGAGCAUUGGCGGGUUUGGUGACGAGAAAUUGAUCCCCAAUGGCUCGGAUAACCGCCCAUGGUCACCUGUGUCGAGAAGAAAAGACUCUGCUGACGAUGAGAUUGAUCGGUGGGAAAUCGGCGCUGAAGAGUCGGUUUUGAGCCGCGCCGUUCGUAUCAUCCGAGUGUGGGGAAGUAUCGCCAAGUGGUCGUGUGCUGGCGGCCGACGAAACGAACAAUUACCUCCGUGGCAUCCUGAUUCACGCUUCUCCCGGCUACGAACAUCACUCGCAGAAUUCCGCGAUGCCCUUUCUCGUAAUCUGCAGUACUCUCCCCGCAAUACCGAUACCCAUAUCAACAUGUACAAGAACACUCUUCCCCCGUACACCAUCAUGCACCUCGCCUAUUUCCUUUCCGUCAUCAUCCUUCACCGGUCGUAUAUGCCUUUCCUUCCUGUGCGCUGUACAGAACCUAUUGGGCCACUCGACGAGCCAGUGGACAAGACUGGCAUGCCAGAAGGGUUCUGGCGUGAUAGUGCGCGCGAACUCUUCGCCGCCGCUCGGCAGCUGAUGGACUUAGUUGUUACCUGCCAAGAACAAGGAGUGCUCGUCGAGAAUCCGCUCGUCGGGUUCGCCAUCUAUAACGCCGCAUUUGUCGGUAUUUACGCGGCACAUUUUCCGCACAUGGAUGUUGAUGGCGUUCUCGCGCCGGUAUACCGAGGCGACCCGCAAGGCCCAGUUCAAUCCCGCAAGGUUCUGGGUAUCCUUCGCGAGAUGCGGCCGCGCCUGAAGAUGGCAGCUGGCUGGUUCCGCACCCUCAACCGUCUGCAUAGCUACUUCUCCAAGGUCAAGCGCGACUACCGCCGUAACUCGCGGAGAUCAGAUAUGUUGCCGCCAGACGCGCUCGACCCGCACAGCGGCAAUGGCAUUCGCCCCGUGCGUGAAGGUGGAGCUGGUGGAGGUCUAGAAGAGUUCAAGCUUCUUGAGAAGCUGUUCCUCGAGUUUGGAUCCAUCGACGACCAACUUCCUGAUAGUCAGGGUAGCGAAGAGGACGGCGACCGCGCAACAAACAUCAGCGAAACCGGCAGCAAUCAUGUCCGCAGCGACCCUGGCGAUCUUGGUGAAGGCCCGCUCGACGGCGCUGGCGGCCGACGCGAGUCGUGGGUCCCCGUUAACAGCCCCGGCCUACCACUCCCCAGCAUAGACGAGCGCCGGCCAAGCCUUCCACUACCGCCAAGCCGCGCUCUCCAGUCCCAGUCACCCUUCUCACUCCCCUCCCUUCAGCAUCAACAUCAACACCAGCAUCACCCAGACGGCCAAUACAACGGUUCCUCCCCGACUCUUCCCUCUCUCGCUCCAGCAAACGCCUACGGAGGCCUCCCGCCAGGCCCUGGCCCAACAGCAUCAACACCGGCGUCCUCUGCCCGUCUGCAACCCAUCAACUCCUGGCUCAAUUCACGCUCGCAACCCCCGCCAACGUCUUACUCGCAAUCCCUUCCACCUAUUAGCGCUGCUGCACCAACACACCAUCUCCAAAUGCUCCCGCUGCCUGGAUCCGUCGGACACCCGGCUGCAUCUCCCCCUGCCACAAUCGAUGGCCUUGAGAGCUUCAAUACCCUUUGGUCGACUAGUCUUGGCGGCGACGAUGUUCUUGCGUUCCUGGAGGGAAGCAACUAUGCACAGUCUCCUAGUUCUGGUGCGGGCGUCGCGGGAAUGUCUGUACCGUCUGAGGUUGGUAUUCCGACAGGUUGGUUAAGUACGGUCUGGACGGAGUUUGCGCGGUGA
Aspergillus nidulans FGSC A4 is the source of this 2925-nucleotide messenger RNA. RefSeq names its product putative C6 transcription factor. The transcript has a single exon. Gene Ontology annotation, biological process: regulation of transcription by RNA polymerase II; DNA-templated transcription; regulation of DNA-templated transcription. Gene Ontology annotation, cellular component: nucleus. The record is from RefSeq and is a predicted model, not a curated record. Gene Ontology annotation, molecular function: zinc ion binding; DNA binding; DNA-binding transcription factor activity, RNA polymerase II-specific. Bases 1 to 2925 code for a protein of 974 amino acids. NCBI's taxonomy places the organism in Eukaryota, Fungi, Ascomycota, Eurotiomycetes, Eurotiales, Aspergillaceae.